This is a messenger RNA of Dioscorea cayenensis subsp. rotundata (Guinea yam), 785 nucleotides long. Its product is annotated as multiprotein-bridging factor 1b. Gene Ontology annotation, molecular function: DNA binding. NCBI's taxonomy places the organism in Eukaryota, Viridiplantae, Streptophyta, Magnoliopsida, Dioscoreales, Dioscoreaceae. Gene Ontology annotation, cellular component: nucleus. The record is from RefSeq and is a predicted model, not a curated record. The transcript is spliced from 4 exons. The coding region runs from base 107 to 535 and encodes 142 amino acids.
CCCGCAGACUCAGUCGAAGGCCACCGUUCGCGGUUUCUCUACUCCAUCUUCACCUUCGUUUCGAUCUUUGAAACCCUAACCCUAGACUCGAUCGAGGAAUCAGAUAAUGGCGGGGAUCGGUCCGAUCAACCAGGAUUGGGAGCCGGUGGUGAUCCGGAAGAAGGCCCCCAACUCCGCUGCGAAGAAGGACGAGAAGGCCGUCAACGCCGCCCGUCGCGCCGGCGCGGACAUCGAGACAGUCAAGAAGUCUAAUGCGGGGACUAACAAAGCGGCAUCGAGCAGCACUUCGUUGAACACGAGGAAAUUAGAUGAUGAUACUGAAAGCCUUGCCCAUGAUCGAGUCCCAACCGAACUGAAGAAAAAUAUUAUGCAAGCUCGAAUGGACAAAAAAUUCACUCAGGCUCAACUUGCUCAGCUAAUCAAUGAAAAGCCUCAAGUGAUACAAGAAUAUGAAUCCGGAAAGGCAAUUCCAAACCAGCAAAUCAUCAGCAAACUGGAAAGGGUCCUGGGCACAAAACUUAGAGGUAAAAAGUAAUGACCAUCCUCUCCUCAGUGUGACCUUUACUUUCAAUCAAGGAAUCAAUAUGGCGUGUACUAGAACUCAAAACUGUGUGUCAGCGCAUGUGAGCGCAUGAGUUUGUGCAGUUUAAGAUUAUCAAAAUGUUUGAAACUGUUGGCAAGCCUAUCGCAUCCCAGCUAAGUCAUGUAUUCCCAACCCUUAUGUUGCUUAUCCUUUCUCUAUCUGAUGGGCAUGACACUGUUUAUAUUUCCCUGUUUACUGUUUA